AUGAAAGAUACAGAUAUCAAGAGACUACUGUAUACCCAUCUUUUAUGCAUAUUUUCAAUCAUCCUAAGCAUCUUCAUUCCAUCAGUAUUCUUGGAGAACUUUUCAAUAUUGGAAACACACUUGAUGUGGUGGUGCAUCUAUUCUGUUUUUGUAACUGCUGUCAAUGUAGUAUUAUAUUUGGUAGUGAAACCAAAUGUAUUUCUAAAAGAAAUUCAUUAUCACCUAAGUAAUAUUUUGAAAUGUUGCAUCUACUUUCUUAUGUCUUGCUUUUCCUUUCAUGUGAUUUUUGUUCUAUAUGGAGCACCACUAAUAGAGUUUGUGUUGGAAACAUUUUUAUUUGCAGUUCUUUUGUCUACUUUUACUAUCAUACCUUGUUUAUGUUUGUUAGGAUCAAACCUCAAAGCAUGGCUAAGAGUUUUCAGGAGAAAUGGAGUGACAUCUAUUUGGGAGAAUAGUCUCCAGAUCACUACAAUUUCUAGUUUUGUAGGAGCAUGGCUUAGAGCAUUUCCUAUUCCACUGGAUUGGGAAAGACCAUGGCAGGUAUGGCCCAUCUCUUGUAUGCUUGGAGAGACCUUUGGCUACGUGGCUGGCCUUAUUAUUUCACCACUCUGGAUAUGCUGGAAUAGAAAGCAACUUACGUACAAUAACAAUUAA
Messenger RNA from Urocitellus parryii (Arctic ground squirrel), 654 nucleotides. NCBI's taxonomy places the organism in Eukaryota, Metazoa, Chordata, Mammalia, Rodentia, Sciuridae. The record is from RefSeq and is a predicted model, not a curated record.